Messenger RNA from Gopherus flavomarginatus (Mexican gopher tortoise), 4579 nucleotides. It is a transcript of the gene RALGPS1, whose product is annotated as Ral GEF with PH domain and SH3 binding motif 1. Gene Ontology annotation, molecular function: guanyl-nucleotide exchange factor activity. Lineage: Eukaryota; Metazoa; Chordata; Testudines; Testudinidae. Gene Ontology annotation, biological process: positive regulation of GTPase activity; Ras protein signal transduction. The transcript has 22 exons. Gene Ontology annotation, cellular component: plasma membrane. The coding region runs from base 1712 to 3460 and encodes 582 amino acids. The record is from RefSeq and is a predicted model, not a curated record.
ACCCCGAGCCACCACCUCCCCCACAUCCCGAUCCUGCCUGCUCCUACACCCCAAGACCCCUCUACACCCUGAGCCGCUGCCUGCCGCCUCCUUGAGCCCCUUCCCGCACACCGAUCCCACCUCCCCCACACCCUGAGACCCCUCUACACCCCGAGCCCCUGCUUGCCCCCACACUACGACCCCACCUCCCCCACACAUCUAGACCCCUCUACACCCUGAGACUGUCUGACCCCUCCUUGAGCCCCCUCCUCCACACCCUGAGACCCUUCCACACCCUGAGCCCCCACCUGCUCCCACACCAUGAGCCCCCCCACACCCGGAGAGCCCGGCUACCCUCUCACACCAAGACCCUUCCACUCCCUGAGCCCCCGCCUGCCCCCACACCCUGCCUGCCCCCACAUCCUGAGACCCUGCCUGCCCCCUCCUUGAGACCCCUCCCCCCACCCAGAGAUCUUGCCUGCCUCCUCUUCGAGACCCCUCCUGCUCCCUCCUUGUGACUCCUACCCCACACCCUGAGAACCUCCUGCUCCCUUCCUGAAACCCCUCCCUCACAUACCCCAAGACCCCUUCUGCUCCUCCACCCCCAAAACCUCCCUGACCCCACACUCGUGAAACCCCCUGCGCCUCUUCCCCCCCUCUAUGCUCCCUGCUCCACAUCAGUGAGACCUUCUCCACACAUCCUUGGGAUGCUCCCUGCUGCCUCCUAUCCCUGAGACCACUCUCCACCCACUCGUGGGACCCUCCCCCACUCCACCCAGACCAUUGCCUCCCUCAUCCUUGGGAUGCCCUCCAUUCCUGAGAUUCCUUGCCACCCACCUCUGGGACCCCCCUAUCUCGGAGAUCUCUUGGCACCCACUCCUGGGACUUGUUACCCGUCCGCUGGAACCUCCCAUCUCCCUUGUUACCUACCUUGGUACCCCUCCUGCCCCCCAGACCCCUCGCCAGAAAUUCCUGGGAUGCCCCCCACCUUUUCCACUCCUGAGACACCACACCCUUGGGACACACCCUCGUAUCCCAUUCCUGACACCCUCCUAUUCCUGUCACUUGUCCCCAGCCCUUCCACCAGGUGAGGCCCUGGGAAACCUCAUCUAUGUUGCAAACUCCCUCUCCAGGGGCUGGUAAAAUCAGAACUGCUUCCCAUCCCUAUCACUCAUUCUUCCCAGGAUAGGUGAGACCCUGGAAUGCUCUCCCUUGCUCAUCUCUGUCCCAAAAACUCCCCUACCUGGGGUAUUCUUGAGGCACCUCUCCUCUGCUACAGCUGCACACCCUCAGAACUGGUGAAACCCUGGGGUCACCCCCAUCCCUGUCACUUAGCACUGCUCUCCUGAAACAAGUGACACCCAGGACUGCCCCCCUCAUCCAUGUUCCUGACAGCUCUUCCAACACAUCCUUGGGACAACUGAGACCCUGGGAUAUCUUCUCCACAUAGCUGUUACAAAUACACUAGAUAUGUCCGAAACACCCACCAGGACAGGUGGCACUUUGGGACAGCUCCUCACUCCAGGACAGGAUCCCUGCUGUAUUCAGUGCAAAGGAUGAACUCUCUUCACUAAACAGAAAUUACUGUUCUGAGAGACAUGUUGCAAUACCACUCUUGUUUUUGAAUACCUGAAUUUGUUUGGAGACAGACAUAUAAUAUGGGAGUUCCCCAUUCAUCAUGUUGUGUCACCAGCGGUGGCUGAGCUGAAAUUUCCUGCAUCUUGGGGAGAGAAUGUAUAAAAGGAAUGGCCUCAUGGCCAAUGUGACCAUCACCUCCGCCACUCCAGAGGAUAGUAGCAGCUCUGACUCUCUGGAAGGAAGGAGUUCAGACUAUGCCAAUAAAAGCUAUGAUGCGGUUGUAUUUGAUGUAUUGAAAGUAACUCCUGAGGAGUUUGCAAGCCAGAUUACAUUAAUGGAUAUGCCAGUAUUUAAAGCUAUACAGCCAGAGGAACUAGCCAGCUGUGGAUGGAAUAAGAAAGAAAAACACAUCCUUGCUGCUAAUAUUGUUGCCUUUACAAGGAGGUUUAAUCAGGUCAGUUUCUGGGUUGUACGAGAAAUUUUAACAGCACAGACCUUAAAAAUAAGGGCAGAAAUAUUGAGCCAUUUUGUGAAAAUAGCUAAGAAACUUCUAGAACUGAACAAUCUACAUUCCCUCAUGGCUGUGGUAUCAGCAUUGCAAAGUGCACCUAUUUUCAGGCUGACGAAAACGUGGGCUCUUCUGAAUCGCAAAGACAAGACCACCUUUGAGAAGUUAGACUAUUUAAUGUCUAAGGAAGAUAAUUAUAAGAGGACACGGGAGUACAUCAGAAGCUUAAAGAUGGUCCCUACUAUUCCCUAUUUAGGAAUAUAUCUCUUGGAUUUAAUCUACAUCGAUUCUGCAUAUCCUGCAUCUGGCAGCAUCAUGGAAAAUGAACAAAGAUCCAAUCAAAUGAACAAUAUUCUCCGAAUAAUAGCUGAUUUGCAAGUCUCCUGUAGCUAUGAUCAUCUCAUAACUUUACCCCAUGUGCAAAAGUACUUAAAGUCUGUCCGCUACAUUGAGGAACUUCAAAAGUUUGUGGAAGACGACAACUAUAAAUUAUCCUUAAGAAUUGAGCCAGGAAGCAGCUCUCCUCGACUAGUCUCUUCCAAGGAAGAUCUUGCAGGUCCAUCAGAGGUGUCAGCAACUGUGAGGUUCAGCAGGAGACCAACUUGUCCUGAUGCCUCAGUGGCAGCCAGCCUCCCAACCGCUCCUGUACCAAGACACAGGAAGAGUCACAGCCUGGGAAACAAUAUGAUGUGUCAGUUCAGUGUGGUUGAAAGUAAAAGUGCAACAUUUCCAACAGAGAAGCCACGCCACCUGCUGGAUGACAGUGUCCUAGAAUCCCACAGUCCUGUCAGAAACCACACUCUAAACUCCGUUUUCACCAAUGGAAUUUCCAUAGGAAGUAGUGAAAGUUCAGAAUUUAGUGAGGAGCUGUCUUCAGGGCUUGAAAGGGGUCGGCUGUAUGCCACGCUGGGGCCUAACUGGCGGGUACCAAUUCGGAAUUCUCCCAGAAGUCGAAGCUGUGUCUACAGCCCAACAGGGGCCUGGAGUUGCACAUUAGGGAGUUCAACAGGAGUCAUUACCAUGGAAGGUCCUUUAAGAAGGAAGACGUUACUAAAGGAAGGCAGAAAGCCUACACUCUCCUCAUGGACUAGAUAUUGGGUUACACUUUCAGGAUCAACUCUUCUCUACUUUGGAGCAAAGUCAUUAAGAGGCACAGAAAGAAAACAUUAUAAAUCUACUGCUGGUAAAAAAGUCUCUGUUGUGGGUUGGAUGGUGGCACUGCCUGAUGAUCCUGAACAUCCUGAUAUUUUUCAGCUAAAUAACCCUGACAAAGGCAAUAUUUACAAGUUUCAGACUGGGUCAAGGUUUCAUGCAAUAUUGUGGCACAAGCAUUUGGAUGAUGCAUGCAAAAGCAACAGGCCUCAGGUACCUGCUAACCUUAUGUCAUUCGAAUAACUUGCAUCAGUAUGUAGUGUGACUUCAAAUGCCAAACAGUAGGAUGGGAAUAUCUUUCCCUUAAGAGAAGGAGCUUCCUAAUGUGAGCCAGCUGCCCCAGACGAGAUUACUUCAGCACUUUUCUAUCUCACUUGAAAGUGAUUUUGACACAGCUUUUAAAAGCAGAAAGUGAAUGUUGUCCUUAGGACCAGAUAUAGUCUCAUGCACUGAACAUAAUUAGACAAUUUAGACAGACUGAAGGUGAGUCCUGACUGAUGCAGGAUCCUGGAAACCUUGACUUUAACUUUGUGGUCACAAACUGCCCUGGACUAAUGUUUGACCACAAACUGUGCAUCACAUCUUCUGCCUCUUCUUUUUUAAACUGUUCUUUUUAUUGUUAAGCUGCUUUAUGUGACUGAAGAAAAUUUAGCCCACGUUGGGUUUUCAGUUCUUUCUAAUGCACAAAAUAAUUGACAGUGUUAACUUGCUGCAAAGUGUCAAUUAGAAUAGAAAAUUGUGGAACAACAUUUUUAUAACCUAAGUGCACUGAGUUGCUUGGCAAUGUGGUUGCCUCAGAUUUUGUAUCAAAUUAAAUCUCUGGACAAUUCUGCAGUUCACAUUUGAGCUAUUUGGGAAAUGUGUAUUUUGGCACAAGAUAAAUAGUUUAAUUUAGUAUUUCUUUCAUUUGAAUGUACUACUUUUAAAUAUAAUUUAAAGGACAAGUGAAGGGUCUAUUCCUAUUUAAAUUCACUUUGUGUUACAGCUUGUCUUGGGUUACUCCUAAGGAUAAAUUGCGCCCCCCCUUCACUAUGGGUUCUAUUAAUCUAAAAUCCCUAGCUCUGUGGAGGUAUUUGGAUCUUCCCAGCCACCUCCUGACUCCUCAGAAUGGCUCAACUUUCCACUCAUUGUUCCACUCUCAUGUGGAUGACCCAAUCCCACUCAGCACCUGCAUGUGCACACACAUCACCUGGUAGACAGAAUAAUGCCACUAGUACUUCUGUCAUGAAAUCAUGACGGGAUGAGAUCUAGGCAGGACUGACUGGCAUAUCAAGAGCCAUCAAGCGAGUAUCCUGGAAAGAGAAAAUGAACCGAAUGUAAGAGACCCUUCUCUGCCAGGAGAAACCUCCUGGCUCUCUUUUC